Messenger RNA from Papaver somniferum (opium poppy), 1403 nucleotides. RefSeq names its product alkaline ceramidase-like. Gene Ontology annotation, biological process: autophagy; ceramide metabolic process; response to salt stress. Gene Ontology annotation, molecular function: hydrolase activity, acting on carbon-nitrogen (but not peptide) bonds, in linear amides. The transcript has 4 exons. Gene Ontology annotation, cellular component: membrane. The coding region runs from base 251 to 1018 and encodes 255 amino acids. Lineage: Eukaryota; Viridiplantae; Streptophyta; Magnoliopsida; Ranunculales; Papaveraceae. The record is from RefSeq and is a predicted model, not a curated record.
AGUAUUUAUCCCUUUUUUCUUUUGAUCGAACAUUUUAUGAGACAGAGAGAAAAAGAAAGAGAAAGCGAAAGAGAGGGAAAGUUUUCAGAGAAAGAGAGAAAGAACGAAAGAAAUCGCUUCCAGCAUUGAAGGUACCAAGGUUAUGGAUCCAAUCUAUGUAAUAAUUAGGCACAUAAUUUGAUGUGCUCUUGAGGUCCGCAACUCACUUACUUAAGUACAUAUCUACAACCCUUGGAAUUUAUAGUGGAGAAUGGCAGAUAAAGUAUCGAGCUUCUGGGGUCCUGUAACAUCAACUACAGAGUGGUGUGAGAAGAAUUAUGUCUAUUCUUCUUAUGUUGCUGAAUUCUUCAACACUGUUUCAAAUGUACCAUGCAUACUCUUGGCAUUUUUUGGACUUAUAAAUGCCUUAUCUCAACGCUUUGAAAAAAGAUUCAGUGUUCUACACAUAUCAAAUAUGAUACUGGCUAUUGGGAGUGGGUUAUUCCAUGCAACUCUGCAACAUGUACAACAGCAGAGUGACGAAACACCAAUGGUCUGGGAAAUGCUUCUCUACCUCUAUAUCCUAUACUCACCAGAUUGGCAUUAUCGAAGCACAAUGCCAACAUUUUUGUUCUUGUAUGGUAUUGUGUUUGCUGUCGCCCACUCCUUUGUGCGUUUUGAGAUUGGAUUCAAGUUCCAUUAUGCAAUCCUCUGUCUCCUAGGCAUCCCACGUAUGUACAAGUACUACAUCUACACUGCAGAUGCGUCUGCGAAGCGUCUCGCCAAGCUGUAUGUGCUUACAAUUUCCCUAGGAAGUGUGUGCUGGCUUUGUGAUCGUUUUCUCUGCAAAGAGAUCUCUGGAUGGUACAUUAACCCACAAGGUCAUGCAUUCUGGCACAUCCUGAUGGGUUUUAACUCCUACUUCGCAAACACGUUUUUGAUGUUCUGUCGUGCUCAACAACUUGGAUGGUCUCCAAGAGUCGUUCAUUUUAUGGGAAUCUUACCCUAUGUGAAAAUUCAAAAGCCAAAAAGUCAGUGAUAGAAGAAUUAGAAUGAUGCAGGUUUAGAGACAACCAAGUUUGAAGCUCUUUUGAUGAUUCCAGAACGUGAACAAGUAAAGGGGACAAACUUUUCUUUUUAUUGUUUUAUUUUUUAUUUAUUUCUGUUACGUCUAAAAAAAGAUGUAAAUGGGAUGACCUAACACUCGCUUAUGGGUUAGGACGACUUUAAUCGAUGUAUAACUAGAUUGUUGCGAUUGUACCAUAUUUCUUUCCCCUGUCAACAUGUUUGUCACAGAUUUCCAGAACGAGCUUCUUAGGAUCCUUCUGUGUUUUGAAUAGUCAUUCGUCUUCUUACCUUUAGCUACCACUUGGAGAAACUGUUUAAGAGUUGAUAAUGUUGAUUUUGUUCCAACUUGGUUCCUU